AGCUAUAAAUUGCGAGCUACAUUGAAGGAAACCAGAUUGAGUGGCUACACUAGCUAACCUCAUAGUUAUGCCAAGGUCCUGUCCUCUAUGGUAUUUUUUGAAGAACGUUAAUACCUACUGUAUUUACUAUGAAUUACCACUGCAACUAAUGUACGGAAGAGAAGGACGUGAUCAUCAAUGGCAGUCAACGUUUGCGAUCUCCACAUGUGUCUGAUUAGGAGGAAGGGCUGAUCAAUAACUUGGUAGUUAGUUAGCUAGUUAGGCUACUCGACAACAGUGAGUUACUGUAGCUGUCAGCUAGAUGCAGGUGUCAUGUCAAUAUCAGCAGAGUCAACUUCCAUCACACAUGAUUAAUCAGUGGAAUUUGCCUGAUGACUCCUUUAUACAGCUACUAACUAUCUCUAGUGGCAGUGAUGCACAAAUAAACCUGAGGUCCUCUGGUGAGGCUGCUGUGGAGUCAUCAUGGUGGGCUAUGACCCAGGGUCUAAGGGCGCUGCUCCAGCCCCAGAAGAUGCAGCCCUGUCUGGGUCGGCCGCAGGCAUGGUGACCCGAGCCCUGAUCAGCCCCCUGGAUGUCAUCAAGAUAAGAUUCCAGUUGCAGAUAGAGCGCGUAUCGUCAAGGCACCCCGAAGGGAAGUACUGGGGCCUGUUCCAGGCAUCACGUUGUAUCCUGGCAGAGGAGGGGCUGCCUGCCUUCUGGAAAGGACAUAUCCCCGCCCAGCUCCUCUCUGUCUGCUUCGGGGCAGUACAGUUUGCCAGCUUUGAGUUCCUGACUGAGAUGACCCACAAGAGCACCGUCUAUGACAGCCAGACAGCGGGGGUGCACUUUGUGUGUGGCGGUCUGGCCGCCUGCUCUGCCACUGUAGCCUGCCAGCCACUAGACACACUGCGAACACGCUUCGCAGCUCAGGGAGAGCCCAAGGUGUAUCACAGUCUGAGACAUGCUGUGUCCACCAUGUACCGCACUGAGGGGGCCCUGGGGUUCUACCGUGGCCUGGGUCCAACACUGGUGGCAGUGUUCCCCUACGCAGGCCUGCAAUUCUUCUUCUACAAGGUCCUCAAGAACCUCAUGGGACCACCGCCCAAGGACAGCAACGUCGGAGGCAACCUCAGAAGCUUGUUAUGUGGAAGCUGUGCUGGAGUCAUCAGCAAGACAAUGACCUACCCCUUUGACCUCAUCAAAAAGAGACUGCAGGUGGGAGGGUUUGAAGAAGCCAGAGCCCACUUUGGACAGGUGCGGAAGUAUGGUGGCUUUGUAGACUGUGUGUCCCAGAUCGCCAGAGAGGAGGGUCUCCGGGGCUUUCUCAAAGGCCUAUCUCCCAGCCUAGUGAAAGCAGCUGUCUCCACGGGCUUCACCUUCUUCUGGUAUGAGUUCUUCCUUAAUGCCAUACAGAACCUGAAGGGCAGCCAGUGAGCAGAGGCGCUCUGGGUAGAAGUUGCUUUUAGGCACAGAUCUAGGAUCAGCUCAACCACCCCAAAUUUGAACCUCAACCAAUAUGGGGAAAAUGUAAAAAUGGACCAUAGAGCAGUGUCUACGGCAGCAUUUCCCUAACUCUGUCCUCGGGACCCCAAAGGGUACACGUUUUGUUUUUUGCCCUAGCACUACACAGCUGAUUCAAAUGAUCAAAGCGUGAUGAUUAGUUGAUUAUUUGAAUCAGCUGUGUAGUGCUAGGGCAAAAACCAAAACGUCCACCCGGGGGCCAGGACCGAGUUUAGGAAACCCUGGCUUAGGGGCAACUGAAGAAGCAGAGGAACUCAAAGCACUGGAAAAGAAAGGAGGGAAUGGCAGAAUCACGCACAUCUACAUCGUACAUGCCCCCAUCCCACUGGUGAUAGGAGUCAACAUUGCUAGGAAGAAGGAAAAAAGGCUCUCCUUACUGCUGUUUACCUAUAGUGUAUCCUAUAAGUUGGGAAAGUCAAGGUGUGGUGCUGCUCUGGACCUUCCACAUAAGGACUGAUGUCACCUCACCUUACGAUGUGU
This is a messenger RNA of Salvelinus fontinalis (brook trout), 1980 nucleotides long. Its product is annotated as mitochondrial thiamine pyrophosphate carrier-like. Gene Ontology annotation, molecular function: thiamine transmembrane transporter activity. Gene Ontology annotation, biological process: thiamine pyrophosphate transmembrane transport. Gene Ontology annotation, cellular component: mitochondrial inner membrane. NCBI's taxonomy places the organism in Eukaryota, Metazoa, Chordata, Actinopteri, Salmoniformes, Salmonidae. The coding region runs from base 463 to 1413 and encodes 316 amino acids. The transcript is spliced from 7 exons. The record is from RefSeq and is a predicted model, not a curated record.